GACGGAAAGGGCGGCAGGACGUUUGCCCUUUCGGUGCCGAAGUCCCCUGGCCAACCUGCCGUCGAGUGCAAAACACGUGUUUCCAAGGGCCCCCAGCAUCCCGUAAUUACCGAGUCCUUUCUGCAGGCCUUAGCGACUUCAAAAACUACAUCUCCCAGGAAGCUCCGCGAAAGCCGGCCUCACCUUGCGUCAUCACGUAGUCCCUCGCCGCAUUGGAACAAAAUAAUCCCUUCGUUUUUCUCAAGAGAGAUGGAAACCUUGAUGACUAGCUCCACCCUGCCACCCCUUUUUGCAGAUGAAGAUGGCUCCAAGGAGAGUAAUGAUCUGGCUGCAACUGGGUUAACCCACCCAGAUGUUCCAUAUAGCAGUGGAGCCACAUCAUCCACCAACAAUCCAGAUUUUGUGGAGGAUCUCUCCCAAGGUCAGUUGCUUCAGAAUGAGGCUUCAAAUACAACAGAAGGCACUGAACAGAGGCAUGAAGAUGAGCAAAGAAGUAAGCGAGGAGGUUGGUCCAAAGGAAGAAAGAGGAAGAAACCUCUUCGAGACAGCAACGCACCCAAAUCCCCUCUUACAGGAUAUGUUCGGUUCAUGAACGAGCGUCGAGAACAGCUUCGAGCAAAGAGACCAGAAGUCCCAUUUCCAGAAAUCACAAGGAUGUUAGGCAAUGAAUGGAGUAAACUGCCUCCUGAGGAAAAACAGCGCUACCUUGAUGAAGCUGACCGAGAUAAGGAGCGUUACAUGAAGGAACUGGAGCAGUAUCAGAAAACUGAAGCCUACAAGGUCUUCAGCAGGAAAACCCAGGACCGUCAGAAAGGAAAAUCUCAUAGGCAAGAUGCAGCCCGGCAGGCCACUCAUGAUCAUGAGAAAGAAACAGAGGUAAAGGAACGGUCUGUUUUUGACAUUCCUAUAUUUACAGAGGAAUUCCUGAACCACAGCAAAGCUCGGGAGGCCGAGCUCCGCCAGCUUCGGAAAUCCAACAUGGAGUUUGAGGAGAGGAAUGCAGCCCUGCAAAAGCACGUGGAGAGCAUGCGCACAGCCGUGGAGAAGCUGGAGGUGGACGUGAUCCAGGAGCGGAGCCGCAACACCGUCUUGCAACAGCACCUGGAGACCUUGCGGCAGGUGUUGACCAGCAGCUUUGCCAGCAUGCCGUUGCCUGGAAGUGGAGAGACACCUACGGUGGACACCAUUGACUCAUAUAUGAACAGACUGCACAGUAUUAUUUUAGCUAAUCCCCAAGACAAUGAAAAUUUCAUAGCUACAGUUCGAGAAGUUGUGAACAGGCUUGAUCGUUAGGGAAUGGUCUUAGAGCUCCGUGAUGUUCUGUAAGUGGUUUUACUUGUGAGGAAUGAGAAGCCAUCCGUGGAAAUUUGAACUGAGUGGAGAAAGAGAGGGGGUACAGAUUGCUGUGCUUGGGAAAGGACUGUCAGUUAGGAGUUCAAUGCCUUCACCCUGGGAAGCCGUAGGAGAGAGCAGCUAGAGGAUCAUGGAUACAAACUCCCUGUGGAACCGUCCCUGUGCAACUUUGAAAGCGUACAGCUACUCUCCCAGGUCUUCAGUUUCCUGUCACCCGCAUUUCUUUCUGAUAAAGUGGGUCUGCCACAAAUUCCACCCACCGGGCCGCCCUGACACUGACAUCUCCUGCAGCAGAAGGGAAGCCUUCUCAUUGCUCCGCUCCACAUGGGACCCUUUUAUCAUGGCUCCAGUUUUCUUACCUAGCUGUCACUUUUUUUCUUAAAACCUUUUGGGGGUGAUUUUUUUUUUCUUUCCUUCACCCCCACCAAGUUCGACAUCUCCAUUUUCUGACCUCUGGGCUCUGUUGUGCAGCAGGGCUCUGAAGGAGAGCUUCUUUCAUUGGACAGGCCCAGGCUUCUCCCAUCAUUGUCCUGCUGUGACUCCAAAGAAAGGAGCUUCUUGUUGACAGUGUCCUGUGGAGCAAGGCUGUGUUUCCUACCCUACACGGUGCGCAGUGGGUGCCGGCCCUCACUGAGGCUUUGUGAUUGCUGCCCUGAAGGAGAAUGCUCUUUCCUUCCCCCUUGCUACUGCCUGCUGUUUCCUGAGCAUUGCUCCUGCACAGACACCAUGUCCCAGCCCCAGCAAGGCUCUUCUGUUCCCAUCUGUUGGCAGUGUCUUAUGGAGCAUUUUUGCUAAGGAAAAGGUCAUUGGUAAACAGGAAAGAAUGGGAAAAGUAGCUUCUCAUUUGGCAUUGAAGAGAAAAAAAAAAAACCCAAAGUUUAUCAUGAGUGGGAACUGAGGGAAUCCUCGUCUGCUUGAGGUAUACUGAUGCAAGGAUAGGGAUAGGGAGAAACGUUCAAAAUCGUCUCUUGAGCUGACAAACAAGGGCAUGGAGGAGUUUGUCUUCGUCCUCCCUCAUAGUCAUCACUGCAAAAUCGAUGUCGAAAGGACAGGCUUCCCUUCCUUUUCUCCUCUUAGGAAGUGAUAUUUUUUAACACCGAAAGGGAAGAAAUGUUUCUGAUUCUCACCUCAGGGUUUUGUUGUCUUUUGUUUUGAUGCUCUAGAGCACAAGGCUGACAGUUGCAGCUGAAAUCUUUGGAACCAAAGUGGGGCCUGCUGAGCCCAUUGUCUAGGCACCACGCCACGGAGGCAGGUGGAAGUGUGUCCCCUCACAAUCUGCUCAUGAGCCAGGGUACAAGCCAGAAACCCCCGUCGUGUUGCUGCACCAUCCUGUCUUCCCAGCAUCUCCUUACCUGAUUUCUUUAUUAGCCCAAAGGAAAUAAAAUAACAACAAACAACCCUUUUAAAAAAUGUUACGUGAGCACAUGUCAAGUUUCCAUGCACUGAAGCCCACACACCACUGCCUGGCAACUUCUUAGAAUAGGAGCCCAUCAUUAUCUGUUGCCAUAAGCCUGGCCUGCUUUGUUCUGUAUUUUCCUGUUUUCCUGCCCUCACCUGCUGUUCCUGUCACUUCGCUCAGACUCCUUGCUUGCUCAGUCCAAGCUAGAACACCCUGUGUGUGGCAGAAGGACAGCCAAGCCAGUUCUGGAAGUUUGUAUCCGCUGUCUGCCAGACACUUUGUCUCCUUCUUCUUUCCUCCUGAUAUCCUUUGUGUCGGUUUUGUGCACCUCUGUUAGCAGUGCUGUUGACCAAGAAAGGCUGUAACUUGGUCCAGAGGUUGUCAUUCUCCAGACUGUAGCUGGUCCAUCUGACACUGCCAUGGUUUUGUGCACCUCUGUUAGCAGUGCUGUUGACCAAGAAAGGCUGUAACUUGGUCCAGAGGUUGUCAUUCUCCAGACUGUAGCUGGUCCAUCUGACACUGCCAUGAAACAUUUGCGUAUUCGGGAAAGCCCCAGAUCUUGCAAGAGGCUACAAUCUAAAACCAUUUUCACAAAAUACACAGCCUACUUUUGAGAUACUACCUCUCCCAGUAGCUGCACACCUGACUCUGGUGGCUGGGAUUUAGCUGCCAUAAAACUGUCACAUUCUGUAAAGCAGGUCUGUGUUGCUCAACCAGGAGGUGGUAAGUGAGGUUACAGGCUAACACUGUACCUAAUUCAUGUUUCCCAGUAAACUUGUAGAUAUUCCUGCACACUUAACAGAUUCGUCUCAAGAAAUAAAUUGUUGCCUAUUCAGUGUUACAGAUUUCUUUUUUUUUUCUUUCAUUAAAACACAAGCAGCAGCUGAGGAAAGUAAGACAAAGUGUUUUAUUUCUGACAUUAAAUUUUAAGAAAACAAUUUGUGUGUAUGUGUUUGGAACUGCUGAAAUGCCAAGUUUUCUGUACAAGUGUUUUUGUAAUUAAACUUUUAGAUUUUCUUUGUUUUUGAAGAAGUUGAUAUGCUUGCUUGACACUUGCCUCAUUAAAACUUUUCUAUGUUGAAUCCA
Messenger RNA from Nyctereutes procyonoides (raccoon dog), 3838 nucleotides. RefSeq names its product high mobility group 20A (gene HMG20A). Lineage: Eukaryota; Metazoa; Chordata; Mammalia; Carnivora; Canidae. The transcript has 10 exons. Gene Ontology annotation, cellular component: nucleus. The record is from RefSeq and is a predicted model, not a curated record. Gene Ontology annotation, biological process: regulation of gene expression. Bases 250 to 1293 code for a protein of 347 amino acids.